Mesitornis unicolor (brown roatelo) is the source of this 3235-nucleotide messenger RNA. It is a transcript of the gene ATP13A5, whose product is annotated as ATPase type 13A5. Gene Ontology annotation, cellular component: late endosome membrane. The transcript is spliced from 27 exons. Gene Ontology annotation, molecular function: polyamine transmembrane transporter activity; ATPase-coupled monoatomic cation transmembrane transporter activity; ATP binding. Gene Ontology annotation, biological process: polyamine transmembrane transport; intracellular calcium ion homeostasis. The record is from RefSeq and is a predicted model, not a curated record. Lineage: Eukaryota; Metazoa; Chordata; Aves; Mesitornithiformes; Mesitornithidae. The annotation marks the transcript as partial.
AUGAGAAACAACCUUGGAAAUAAGUUGGAGGAAGAGAGUGUACAGAGCAAAGACUCCUUCCGUAUUUGUUUUCAAGAUAAGGAGAUAUUUGGCUACAAAACCCAAGGCUGGCAGAGAAUCUUGUGCACUGCUGGGUACAUCUUGUCCUGUGGGGCUCUGCUGCUGCUGUUUUACUGGAAGCCGGAGUGGGAUGUGUGGGCAAACUGCAUCUGCUGCAGCUUGGAAGAGGCAGAUACUGUUCUGCUCAGAACAACAGAUGAGUUUCACAGAUACACCCGGAAGAAGGUGACCUGGAUUGAUUUGUCCACAUUGGCACUACCUGUUGGUACUAAUUCAGAUUGUCCUCUUGUAGCUGAUAAAGACUCUGUCAUAAACAGAGCCGUAAUGAAGCCAGAGUUAAAGGUGAGAUGUAUCCAGGUGCAGAAAAUCCGUUAUAUUUGGGACUUUUCUGUAAAAGAAUUCAAGAAAGUUGGAUCAUUAGAAGACAGCAACACAUGUCACAGCAUACACCACAAGUUUGGAGCUGGCCUCACGAGGGAAGAACAGAAGAUCAGGCAGCUGGUAUGUGGGCCUAAUGCCAUCGAAGUUGAAAUUCGUCCUAUUUGGAAGUUACUUUUUAAAGAGAUUUUAAACCCCUUCUAUGUGUUCCAAGCCUUCACCCUCACGCUGUGGCUGAGCCAGGGCUACGUUGAGUAUUCGGUGGCCAUCAUAAUCCUGUCGGUCAUUUCUGUUGGCUUAACUGUGUACGACCUCAGGCAGCAGUCUACCAAGCUGCAUGACCUUGUUGAGGAGCAUAACAAAGUCCGGGUUACAGUCUGCACCAAGAACGAAGGUUGCAAAGAGCUGGAGUCUCGUUACUUAGUUCCUGGAGACGCGUUUCUUUUAGGCGGAAAAAAGAUCUCUCUCCCAUGCGAUGCUGUCCUGAUUGAUGGAAGCUGCAUUGUGAAUGAAGGGGUGCUCACAGGUGAAAGCAUUCCGGUUACUAAGACCCCCUUGCCCCUCACGGAGAGUGCAACGCCCUGGAAAACCCACAGCAUGGAAGACUAUCGGAGACACGUCCUCUUCUGUGGGACAGAAGUCAUACAGACGAAGCCGAUGGGCAGAGGGCCAGCAAGAGCUGUUGUGCUGCAAACCGGGUUCAAUACAGCCAAAGGCGACCUGGUGAGAUCCAUCCUCUACCCCAAGCCAGUGAACUUCAAACUCUACAGAGAUGCCUUCAAGUUCAUCGUAGGCCUCUCUGCCAUUGGUGUGUUGGGACUCAUCUACGCUGUAUGUGUGUUCAUGUCCCACAAGAAGCCAGUGGCAGACGUGGUGGCCAUGUCCCUCCUCCUCCUCACCGUGGCUGUGCCUCCCGCUAUCCCUGCUGCCUUGACAACAGGCACUGUUUAUGCUCAAAGGAGGCUGAAGAAAAAGAAGAUUUUCUGCAUCAGCCCACAGAGGAUUAAUAUCUGCGGGCAGAUCAACCUUGCUUGCUUUGACAAAACAGGCACGCUGACAGAAGAUGGACUGGACCUGUGGGGCAUCGUUCCUUCCGAAGGAAGCCGGUUUCAGAAAAUCCAUAAGUUCCCAUCCAGCACUCCUCUGCCCUGGGGACCUGUGUGCGGUGCCAUGGCGAGCUGUCAUUCCCUGAUUGUUUUGGAUAAGAAGAUUGAGGGAGAUCCGCUGGACCUCAAAAUGUUUGAGGCCACACACUGGGAGAUAGAUGACUCCUGCACAGCUCAGGAUGGGACUGGUGCCUUUGAUACCUGCAUCGUUAAACCAGGACCGAAGGCCAGCAGUGCUCCCGUGGAAGGAAUAGCAAUCCUACAUCAAUUCCCAUUUUCUUCUGGGCUGCAGAGGAUGUCUGUUGUUGCACAGAAGAUCGGAGAUGAGCAGUGUGACCUGUACAUGAAAGGAGCACCAGAAAUAGUGUCCAGCUUUUGUCGACAAGAAACUGUCCCAGCUAAUUUCUUAAAGGAGCUUAAGACGUACACAAGCCAAGGCUUCAGAGUCAUUGCCCUGGCCCAUAAAGUGCUAAACCUAGGAAAGGAUGUGGACAUGAGCAACCUAGAGAGAGAGGAGGCAGAGUCUGGGCUGACGUUCCUGGGCCUUCUGGUGAUGGAAAACUGCCUGAAGCAAGAGACAAAGCUUGUGCUACAAGAGCUGGCUGCUGCCCGCAUCAGGAGCGUCAUGGUCACAGGGGACAACCUGCAGACAGCUGUCACAGUGGCCAGGAACGCGGGUAUGAUUCACACAGGCAGCAAAGUCAUCCUCGUCGAAGCCAGUGAACCACAGGGCUCUGCUCCAGCUUCCAUUGCCUGGCGAUUGGCAGAAGACAGCAAAGCAAACACAGCUGUUCCCCAUGAGGUGUGUGCUAAUACUGAGGAAAAGAUCACCUUGGAAGGAGAAACCUGCAACUACCAUUUCGCAAUGAAUGGAAAGUCCUAUCAGGUUGUCAUAAAGCACUUCUAUAGCUUGCUGCCAAAAAUACUGGUGAAUGCGACUGUCUUUGCUAGGAUGUCUCCUGGCCAGAAGUCCAGCCUCAUUGAAGAGUUUCAGAAACUCAAUUACUACGUGGGUAUGUGUGGUGACGGCGCCAACGACUGCGGGGCUCUGAAAGUGGCCCAUGCAGGAAUAUCGCUGUCAGAGCAGGAGGCAUCCGUGGCCUCGCCUUUCACCUCCCAAAUCCCCAAUAUCCAGUGUGUGCCGGAGCUGAUCAGGGAAGGUCGAGCUGCUUUGGUUGCUUCCUUUGCUGUGGUUAAAUACCUGACCCUUUACGGCCUGAUUCAGUUUGUUGGUACCGCUCUGCUGUAUUGGCAACUGCAAAUCUUUGGGAAUCGCCAGUAUUUGAUACAAGACGUUGUCAUUACCCUUCUGGUUUGCCUAACAAUGAGCCUGACUGAAGCCUAUCCAAAGCUGGGACCUUAUCGUCCUCCUGGCCAGCUCAUCUCUCCUCCACUGCUGCUUUCCAUCAUCCUCAACGUGUGCUUUACCAUAAUCAUGCAAACCUGUGGCUUCCUUCUGGUGAAGCAGCAGCCCUGGUAUGUAGCGCUGGCCAGCCAGAGACACUGCUCUCCAGGGAACCAGACCACGUUCCCCACCAGCCCAGGGGAAAAUGGUACCAUGAGCAGUGCUCAGAGCAGCGUCCUCAGUUACGAAGACACAACGCUGUGGCCACUGUCCUCUGUCAACUGCAUCAUUGUGGCCUUCGUCUUUUCCAAGGGAAAACCCUUCCGGAAGCCCAUCUACACCAACU